AUGCCUCAUAUGAUGCAAAAUGAUGACUUGCUUCCACAGGCUUCUGUGGUCGGUAUUGAAGUAAAACCAAUCGAAGCACAUCUAAAUAAAGAAAUAUCGGAGGAGCCAGCUUCUUCUUACGAAGGCGACAUGAGCUCUGUCAAUGAAUAUGACGGUGGAGAAUCUGGUUCUGAUUCCAAUUGUGACACAAAUAUGUCCAACUUACAGGACGCUGAAGAUGAUGCUCUUCAUCCUCUACAAAAAUCAGCAAAUCAAGCAGGCUAUGAAAUCGAAGAGUUUGCCAAGGCCUUGGAUAUCCUUCAUCCUCAAAAAGCGACCAAUCAGUUCAUGCGACAUGAAAUGAUGUUUGAUCUCCUUGCCAGAUUCCAUAGUAUCUCCCUAGAGUCAGCUGAACGAAUGAAGCAGAAGUACAAUUCGGAAAAGCGUAAAAUGGAAGGCCAAAAAUGGAGAAAAAAGAUGCGAGGGCUCAAAAUUGCGCAGUCUGAGGAAGUGGCGCCCGAGGAGAUGAAUAAUGAUGAUAAUACAGCCUCCUUUCCCAGCACAACUUUACAAGAUCUUGAAUCAAGUGCGCUGGAAGCACAGACUUGGGACCUACUCAAGCGCCUAGCAGCCACUCGUUUUGGACCUAGACCUCCUCCUCCUAGACCAGCGCGUCCUCCUUACUCAUCCGAGCAAGAAAUAUGGGAUAAUUUUACAAAGACAGAUGAUCUCGCAGUUGAAAGAAGUGUCAUCUUGCAAUGGCUCAAGGAUACUGCAGAUGAAUCAGGAAAAGACAUCAAUGUUCUAGUUGAAGGGUUACAAAUGAAUGCUGAAAGAGGCGAUAUUAUAGCGCAUGGCUGGCUACACACUAAAGCUGCCAUCAAGGAUUACAAGCGAAGAAUGUCAUCUUCGUGUCCACUUGACCCAAAGAACCUGAACGUCAAAAGUGGACUACUAAAUCUAUCAAAAACUGAGCCGCUAUCAUGCCAGCUUGAUCCGGAUGUAGUCGGUAGGCAGGGUCGCAAAUUAGCCUCGCAGGAUGAAUACUUUGAACGCGCAAUAUGGCAGGGCUGUUAUGAGCUAUUGCGACGAGGUAAAACCCCCCAAGAAAUAAAAGAAUGGUGCAUAGAACGAACAGAAAUCUGGAGGGCUGUCAGUAUGCUAGGAUUUUCUUUGGAGAAUACCAGUGAAACUAAAGAACGUGCAAAUCCAAAUGCAAUUCGCCGCUGGAGAAAAGCUUGUUUUGCAAUGGCUCGCAAUGAAGGAGGCGACGAAUACGAGAAAGCAGUAUAUGGGAUAUUAAGUGGUGAUAUACUUAGUGUGGAGCCUGUUUGUAAAUCAUGGGAUGAUUUUGUUUUUGCACAUUAUAAUGCUCUUCUUAGAGCACAAUUCGACGAUUAUCUACAUAAGAUUUUUCCUCAGCCAUCACUGACGAGUACAAACGCCACCGCACUUCGCACGUUUAACGCAGUUCAGUUUCACGGUGAAUCUGGGUCAGCUGGAAAACGUGUUAUAGAGAAUCUAAAAUCCAAUCCACAGACUGCAGAAGAAAGUCUUAUACCUAUGAAGAUGCUACAGGGGGUCAUAAUUGCAAAUCAAUUUCCAAACUUUAUUUUUCAGCAAGGACUUGCAUUAUCAAAACUUGCCAACGCAAAUGAGUUGUCUAGGGUGAUCCCUCCCAGUAAAGAGCAACUAGAGGAUGGGAACAUCUCAGAAUAUAUCCAAUUAGACGAUCAUAAUAGUCUGAGAGUCCUAACACACGUACUUAUCAUAUUUAUGGGUCUAGGUCUCGACUUGGGAGAUGUGUAUCGCGAAACAGAGGUUCAAAACGUCAUUGUAGCAUAUGUGAGCUUUCUCAGGCUAGCCGGAAAAGAAGAAUUAAUUCCUCUUUACUGCUCUCAGUUGUCGGGAAAAAGACGAUACGCAAUUCUUUCUCGUGCCUUAAUCGAUGUUGUUGAUGAGGAACAGCGAAUCAUUCAGAUCAAUCUGAUGAGAGAGUUAGGAUUAGACGUACACGAGUUCGUUAGUCUUCAAGCCAGAUUUCUAUUAGAAGAUUUUCCUGAUUCUACGCCCGGGUACCCUGCAAAAGAAAACUUUAAGCUCUUUAUAGAUUCUCCAGAUUCCUUAUCCCCACAGCGGAAAUUAGUCAAGGAUUUUCUGGGCGACGAGGACUCUAUUAUGAGGAUUGACUCAUUGCUAAUCAGAAGCUUGCAGUGGUAUCUUCUCGUAGAUGGACUUUGGGUAGAGACUUUUAGGUUAGGUACAAUGCUUUAUCUUCGAUUUUACAAACACAUGCACCUUUGUGCUGCGAAGAUACUGUCAAUUAGAGUUCCCAGCAAACUACUGAUGGAACGCAAAACACGAGCCAUAUUAGGCGAAAGUGUCAACCUUUUUGAAACCGAUGAUUUUGACGUAGAGGACUCUAAUGCUGCACUAAAGUUUCACAUGCUUGCUGAGGCUAAUGACUUCAGGAGCCUGGAGAUCCUGAUUGAAUUCUUAGAUAAUAUAGAGACAGCCACAUGUUUAGAUGAUAUGAAGAUGCAGGGGCUGUCUAGCCAGAUUCCUUCUAUAAGUCGCAAUGAUUGGCGCCACAACUAUCAAAUUGCUUGUGAAGACGCAAAGAUCUAUGCGUGCCAUCUUAUGAAAGGGUGGCUCCUUUCUACCCCGAACGAAUGUAUACAAGAAGAAUUGAAGCUCAUUAGGGAGGCAUAUCUUCCAGAGGCUCUUCUGGCUUACGUCACUGUCAUGCAAAAUGCUGGGCUCAACUUGAAUCGAGAAUUCCUUUUAGUGGCCAUGGAAGUGUCCUCUAUUCUAGCUGAUGACGACUCUGACACACUUGAUCUUUUCGUCAAAACGAACCGUCUUCAAGAUAUGAUUGACAAUCUGGCUAGGGUUUGUAAGAGCUUAGUCAUUUCCUCAUCCGGAGAGCAAAAACACGCUUCUCGCACUAAGAGAAUGAAGAGACGCGGAUGGAAUAUCGAAUCAUGGGAUGUUAAGCCGGCAACAAGACCAGAAUUAUAA
Messenger RNA from Blumeria graminis f. sp. triticale, 3000 nucleotides. NCBI's taxonomy places the organism in Eukaryota, Fungi, Ascomycota, Leotiomycetes, Helotiales, Erysiphaceae. The record is from the annotation of a GenBank genome assembly.